Messenger RNA from Hippoglossus stenolepis (Pacific halibut), 1511 nucleotides. Its product is annotated as von Willebrand factor A domain-containing protein 5A. The transcript has 5 exons. The record is from RefSeq and is a predicted model, not a curated record. Bases 653 to 1048 code for a protein of 131 amino acids. Lineage: Eukaryota; Metazoa; Chordata; Actinopteri; Pleuronectiformes; Pleuronectidae.
UUGGCCAUAACAAAUGGCGAGGUGGUAAUUCUAUUUUUUUUAUAUAUAUCUGACAGACACUCGGAUGACAACAAGCAAGCAGUAUGGAGGCACGUUAUGAUUUCUGUUGUUUUAUUACAUCUGAAGAAGAGGUCGCUAUUGACUUCAAUUGAAUUGGAUUUGGUUGCAACAAAGUUUACCCCUCAGACUCCAGUGUUUUGUGGACUCAAACACUUCACUCACCCUUCCAUCGGCAUAGUGAUGAGUAGAUAAUGAGUGAUUUUUCAUUUUCUUUGAAAUAUCCCUUUAAAGAGGUAUACCAUUAUGCUGGGUGAGAUCACAAACCAUUACCAGUGUAUUUAUUCUCACACCACUCUGCUCUCCCAUCAGCUUCUUCAAUGCAAAUGAGGUUUAACACAUUAAACACAUCUACGGAGAGAUAUUUGCAGAUAUGUUCAUAUGCCCAUGUACGUUUAUAUGUAUGUAAAUAGAUGCAAUUAUUAUAUUAUGUUAUAUUGAAUAUAUUUGAACAACUUGACUAUUUUAAAUACUCAUUAAGUUUUUAUUGUGAGUUAUAAAUGAGCUCAGAAACCAGUAGUUUCCUCACUAUUUAUUCUUCAAUAAUUCUCAUGUUGUUCACUUAACCUCAAACUUUUUAUUUCUUAUAGCUCUCAUGAAGCUGCAGUCAUGCGGUUUGAGGGCGAAAAGCUGCAAUGACGAAGUCACUGAACCAAAACAGCAGCCACCCAGAGACCCUUUGCUGCAGCUGGUCUCCCUGCAGAAGGCGUCUGGCUGCUGGCUGCUUGAUCCGGCUCUGGCUGCUGCUGUGGGAAAGACCAGCGAGGAGGUGGAGAACACAAAGCCUCCAGCUGUGAACCAGGAAGUGUGGGCCACCAUUCUGGCUCUGAUCUGGCUUCAUGGCUUCAAGAUAGAUGCUAAGCUAGAGUGGGAGCUUCUGGCUAUGAAGGCUGUGUCCUGGCUCCGUGCUCAGAACGUACCAUCAGAGUGCGUGGAAGCUGGAAACACACUGUUGGGUUGCAAUGUGCAGAAAGACGCCAUGGGGCUCUGAGGAUUUCGUAUCGUAUAGGUGCCCAUUUUACAGCAUUUAUUUUGUCUCACUUUAACCCAACAAUAAAGUCCUGUUCUAUCAUGUUUUCCAUUUUCAUUUGAUGUUAUGUUUCACGUGAAUGUGGCUGAGGGGUAGGGUGGUCGUCCUCCAACCAGAAGGUCGGCAGUUCAAUCCUCAAUCUUCCCCAUCUGCAUGCUGAAGUGUCCUUGGGCAAGAUACUGAACCCCUCAAAUGGCCCCUCGUAGAUGUUGAUUCACGAAUUGUAAGUCGCUUUGGAUAAAAGCAUCAGCUAAAUUUAAUGUAAUGAAUGUUACCCCUGCCAUGGAGGUUAUGUUUUCACCCCUGUCUGUUGGUUUGUUUGUUUGUAAGCAUAUUGUGCAAAAACUACUGGAAAUAUUUCAACGAAACUUGGCAGAAGCAUAUGGUAUGUGUCAUUGAAGAACCCAUUAAAUGUUGGUGUGGA